This is a messenger RNA of Penicilliopsis zonata CBS 506.65, 1000 nucleotides long. RefSeq lists its product as hypothetical. Gene Ontology annotation, molecular function: protein serine/threonine kinase activity; ATP binding. Bases 346 to 852 code for a protein of 168 amino acids. The transcript has a single exon. NCBI's taxonomy places the organism in Eukaryota, Fungi, Ascomycota, Eurotiomycetes, Eurotiales, Aspergillaceae. The record is from RefSeq and is a predicted model, not a curated record. Gene Ontology annotation, biological process: intracellular signal transduction; peptidyl-serine phosphorylation.
GUUGUCGUGUACUCCGUACCACACUUAUUAUCCCCUCAUCUAUCUUUGCAAUGGCUGAUUACCCUCGUGUUAUCUUUCCUGAAGGGACAACCCGAUCCCUGGUGGACCUGGGGUCUGCAGCUGGGAUCUUUCGCUGUUCUGACAACGAGCAGGAUGUCCUGAAGUCCGUUCUUCAUUGCAGUUUCGAGGGUUGCAGCGAGGGAAAAAAUCAAACAGAAACAGUAUCUAGAGAAAGAUGCGACUGAACUACUUGAACGGGAAAAGGCCAUCUACCACCUACUUUCUCGGAAUGAGAAUAUUCUUGAAUGCCUGGAGAUUACAGAUAGGGGCAUUCGACUGCCUUUCAUGCGGUAUGGGAACCUUCGCAAAUACAUUCAAAAACAGGCCAAUUCCCUGGAUGAUGGCAUCAAGGGUAGAUGGGUUCAGAAUGCUAUCAUGGCAGUUGCCCAUCUACACCAUCAUGGAAUUAUACAUGCAGAUAUCAGCCCUCGCAACUUCCUAGUGGCUGAUGAUCUCACAAUCAAGCUCUGUGAUUUCGGCGGAUCUGGUAUUGGAGAGCUGCAAUCUCUUGUGGCAGAAGAAUGUUAUCAAUCCCCUGGGCCGCGGCGCACUGUUGAAACAGACCUCUUCGCGCUCGGCUGUCUUGUCUAUGAGUUUGCAGCUGGUUCACCUCCAUAUGCGGAUAUUGAAUGGGAAGAAAUCGGGCGCCGGUACAAACGCCGGGAGUUUCCAAGCCUCGACCAUGCCCUGUACCGAGACAUCAUCCGCAAGUGCUGGACCUUCCAGUAUACCAAGGCAGAUCAGACUCUUCGAGAUCUUGAACAGCAAGAGAAACCCCGGACGGACAGUUAACUAGCGGUGAUGGUGUGCAGAGGUUAGUUAUACCUUGUGACCUAUCAUAAACGCUGUGUUACCCGAGCAGUCACCCCAGCCUCGAGAGUGUCGGUUUAAGAUUCGAGACGUAACGUACUGAUGGAGCAGACUGAUCACAUCGACUAGA